AUGGUCGAGCGAUUCCCCGAAGAGCACCAGGAACUCGCGACAAUGCUUAUCCCCAAGGACGACCGCAAGAAGAUCCACGAGUACCUCUUCCGCGAGGGUGUGCUCGUGGCCAAGAAGGACUUCAACCAGCCCAAGCAUGGCGACAUUGACACCAAGAACCUCUACGUGAUCAAGGCCUGCCAGUCCCUGACCUCGCGCGGCUACCUCAAGACCCAGUUCUCGUGGCAGUACUACUACUACACCCUCACCCCCGAGGGUCUGGACUACCUGCGCGAGUGGCUGCACCUCCCCGCCGAGGUCGUCCCCGCCACCCACAUCAAGCAGCAGCGCUCGCACGCUCCCCCCCGCGGCAUGAUGGGCGGUGAGGAGCGUGAGCGCCGUCCCCGCGCUCCCCGUGAGGGUGGCUACCGCCGCCGCGAGGAGGGCGGCAAGGAGGGCGGUGCCCCCGGCGAGUUCGCCCCCAGCUUCCGCGGUGGCUUCGGCCGUGGCCGUGGCGCUCCCCCUUCUUAA
Messenger RNA from Aspergillus candidus, 510 nucleotides. Its product is annotated as 40S ribosomal protein eS10. The coding region runs from base 1 to 510 and encodes 169 amino acids. The record is from RefSeq and is a predicted model, not a curated record. NCBI's taxonomy places the organism in Eukaryota, Fungi, Ascomycota, Eurotiomycetes, Eurotiales, Aspergillaceae. Gene Ontology annotation, molecular function: structural constituent of ribosome; RNA binding. The transcript has 5 exons. Gene Ontology annotation, cellular component: cytosolic small ribosomal subunit.